This is a messenger RNA of Paramecium tetraurelia, 681 nucleotides long. RefSeq lists its product as uncharacterized. NCBI's taxonomy places the organism in Eukaryota, Ciliophora, Oligohymenophorea, Peniculida, Parameciidae. The transcript has 3 exons. Gene Ontology annotation, cellular component: Golgi apparatus; endoplasmic reticulum. Gene Ontology annotation, biological process: protein targeting to membrane; peptidyl-L-cysteine S-palmitoylation. Gene Ontology annotation, molecular function: protein-cysteine S-palmitoyltransferase activity. The record is from RefSeq and is a predicted model, not a curated record.
AUGGAUUUUGAGUAUUUUGAAAAGCAAGACGAUGAUGAUGAUGAUAUGAAUGUGUAAUUCGAUGAAGAAGAUAUCAAAUACAACAUAGAGGAUUCAAAGAAACCAAUCGAGAAAGAAUUGGAUGAUUCUGAAAUUUCAUAAAUAGAAAUGAAAAUCAAUAAGAUGAAAGAAGAGGAAUAACUAAGAUAGAAAUUGAACAAAGCAAAAGUGUGGAAUCGACAUUUCGGAAACUACACUCCUUUUAUUUUUAUUAAUGAUGAGCCAACCUUUGCUAUUAGUCCAUAAUGGAUAAUCAAUCUACUAGUGAUAAUUGCACUGUUUGUCAUUACGUAUUUCCAGUUUACAAAAAGAAAACAAAAAACCAUUUAAUUUUGCAUUACAAUCAUAAUCAAUGUCUUAGAACUUUUAGGGUAUGUGAUUGCAGCUCUUAUCAAUCCUGGAAUCAACACAGCCCUUCAAGAGACUCUCAAUAAACAUAAUACUUGUUAGAUUUGUGAAAUAGUUCAUUAUCGAAAAGACACUUAUCAUUGCGAGACUUGUAAUGUAUGCGUAAGAGAGUUCCAUCAUCAUAGCAACUUUUUAGGAAGAUGUAUUGGGCAAGGCAAUUUAUUCUAUUACUACCUCAGUAUUCUAUUCUUGCCUUUGUUUCUAAUCAAUCUAAUAGUAUUAUAUGUGUUUUGA